AUGUCUGAACUAGAUGAAGAAAUGAGAAAUAGAUCAUCUGAAAGUGAAGGAGAAGGAGAUGAUCUAAGACCAGGAAAAGAAGUUUACGAUUCAUCAGAAGAGGACGAAGAAGACGAUGAAGAAGAAAUCCAAAAAAUCAGAGAUGGAUUCAUCGUUGAUGAUGAUGAAGAUGAUGUUACUGAAAGAAAGAAGAAGAAACAUAAACGUCGUCGUGAGCGUGCUGAACGUCAAAAACAAGCAGCUGAGGAAGAUUUUUUAGAUGAAGAUGAUUUAGACCUUAUGAUGGAAAACUCAGGUGUAAGAAGCAACAAAAGUAAAUCAAAAUUCAAACGUCUGAAAAGAGCUCCAACUGAAGAACCUGAGCCAAAGAGAGGUGAUUUGAAUGCAUUCUUCUCAGAAGAUGAAGAUAACGCUGAAGGUGACGACGGUGAAGAUGAAGAUGGCGGUUCACGUUCUAGGGUUAAUCAGAGAAGUAUGGUCGAUGAAUUGGAUGAUUUCAUUGAAGAAGAUGAAUUUUCAGAACUGGAUGAAGAAGCUCGUGCUGAAGCCCGUGAAAGACGUAAACAAGAAAGAUUAAAACCAACCGAAAUAUCAGGUAUUGAUUCUGAAAAAGUGGAUGAACUUUAUGACAUUUUUGGGGAUGGUGAAGAAUAUGCAUGGGCUCUUGAAGGUGAAGAAGAAGACGCUGAAAAUGAAGAAUCUGGUAGACCACAAUUGAAAGAUAUUUAUGAACCUGAAGAAUUGAAAGCCAAACUUUUGACUGAUAGUGAUCGUGUUAUUAGAGAUACUGAUGUUCCAGAACGUUAUCAGGAAUUAAGAAGAAACAUCAAAGAAUACGAUCUUAAUGACGAUGACUUUGACUAUGAAGUUGAAUGGAUGUUGUACCAAUUAACCGUUGAAAAGAAUCUGGAUCAAGAUCCAGCAUUCGACAGAGAAGCUUUCAAAGGCGCUAUUAGAGAUGCUUUGACUUUCAUCACCAAAGAGAACUUAGAAGUACCAUUUAUAUUUUCACAUCGUCGUGAUCAUCUUUUGAAGACCACUAUUAUCGGUGAAGGUGAUGAUGUAAAUACUGAAGUUCAAACAUUACUUGAAGAACAAGAUUUGUGGAGAAUUGUGUUUUUAGAUAUUGAGUUCCAUUCAGUGAUGGAGAAGAAAAACCAAGUUCGUAAACUCAUGUCUGAACUUUCAAUUGAUGAUGAUUUGAUCACUUCACAUUUCUAUGGUGCAACUGAAAUUACAGAUUUACAAGAUAUUUUUGAAAACAUCAAUUUCAAUUAUGCAUCACAACUCAAAGAUAUCAACACUAAAAAGGUUCAUAGAACAACACUUUAUGAAAGGGUUAAAGCAGAUAGAUUGUAUGAAGUUGUUCAAGCUAUUGGUAUUUCUGCUGAUCAAGCUGCUGAAAACAUUGUUCAAGGUACAAGACUUUAUGCUACUAAUGAUACUGAUAUUUCACCAUAUAACUUGGCUGAACAAAUCUGUGAGGAUGAAAAUUCACUUUAUGCUAAACCAUCACAAGCCUUAGAAGUCUCCAAACAUUAUUUUGCCGAACAAUUAUUCGUGGAUGUUAGAUUAAGAAAAUAUUUGAGAAACACAUUUAGAGAUUAUGCCAAAUUAAGUAUAUCAUUAACUGAACAAGGUAGACUCAAAAUUGAUAAGAACAGUCCAUAUGCUGAUUUCAAAUAUGCCAUCAAUCGUGCAAUUGAUACAUUAUACGCUCAACCAGAUUUGUUUUUAAGAAUGUUAGAGGCUGAAUCACAACAUCUUAUUGAGAUUAAGCUAGAAAUCAUUUCAGCUGAUAGUUUCUUCGAAGAUAUGGCAUCCAGAGUGUUAUCUGAUGGUCAAUCUGAUAUUGCUUUUGAAUGGAAUGAAUUUCGUCGUUCAGCAUUCGAUAUUGCCAUCAAAAAGUUAUUACCUUUAGUCACAUUAAAUAUCAAGGAAAACAUCCGCCGUGAAUGUGAACGUUUAUUGGUUACACAAGUUCGUGAUGCAGUUUUGUCUAAAGUCGAUCAAGCUCCAUUUCAACCACCGGGUACUGAGUUCGGUACAGUUGCAAAGGUGUUAGCUAUAAGUCCUGGUAAUGGUAGAUUUGGUAGUGAUGCUGUCAUUUGUUCUUUAAUUGAUGAACAUGGUGCAUUUGUUGAGGAUAGAAAAUUAGAUGGUAAUCCUUUGCGUCAUAGGGAUAGAUUACAAGAAGGUGAAAUUGCGUUUGAAGUUGAAUUGGAAGCUGUUAUUAGAGACUGGAAACCAGAUGUUAUUGGUAUCAAUGGUUACAAUGUUCAAAGUCAUAAGUUGUUUUUAGCUAUUCAAAAAAUCAUUCAAGAGCAACAAUUGACAUUGGAAGGUGAUGAUUCACAAUUGAUUGAAUUGGUUUGGGUAAACGAUGAAGUUGCUUUGAGAUAUCAAUCAUCAAACAAGGCAUAUGAAGAAUUCCCAGAUAAACCAGCUGUUGUUAAAUAUACUAUUGCUUUGGCUCGUUAUAUGCAAUCACCUCUAUUGGAAUAUUUAAGUUUGGGUGCUGAUAUUGCAUCUCUUUCAUUCCACCCACAUCAAAAUUUACUUAGUGAAGAAAGACUCAAUGAAGCUAUAAUGUCUGCAUUAGUUGAUAUUGUUAAUAUGACUGGUGUUGAUAUCAACAAAUGUGUUUCCAACUCUUAUUUAGCUGCUGCAUUACCAUAUGUUGCUGGUUUAGGUGAACGUAAAGCUUUCGGUUUAUUGAGAGCUAUUCAACAACAUCCAUUAUUCAGUCGUCAAGCUUUGAUUACAAAUGAAAACAUUAGAAUUGGGUCAACAAUUUUCUUAAACUGUGCCAGUUUCUUAAGAAUACCUCAAAAUGUUACCAGAAGAAAUGCAGUUAGAGCAAAUGAAGAAGCUGAAGCUGUUACAUUAUUAGAUGAUACAAGAAUACACCCAGAAGAUUAUACGUUGGCUGAUAAAAUGGCUGCUGAUGCUUUGGAUCUUGGUGAAGAUGAAAUUAAUGAGCUGAAAGAUGCCCCAGCAGGUGACACCAUUAUAGAUAGACUUAUUGAACAAGGUACAGAAUUGUUACAAAGUUUGAUUUUGGAAGAUUAUUCUAAGCAAUUAGAAACAACAUAUCAUAAGAAAAAGAGAGCUACUUUACAAAUGAUUUUAGAAGAAUUACAAGGUCCGUUUGCUGAAAUUAGAAAAUCUUAUCAUAUUUUACAACCUGGUGAAGUUUUCGAAUCACUAACUGGUGAUUCUCCAGAUAGUUUCCAUAUUGGUGUUGUCUUACCUAUAAGUAUCAAGAGAGUGAAUAACUACGAAGUCAGUGGGCUCACUUCAAAUCAAAUUUAUUGUACAGCCAACAGUGAUAGGGCUCUUGAAAGAGGUGAUACUAGAUCUUUACCUGAUAUUUAUACUUUUGGUCAAGCGGUACCAGCAAAACUAUUGAAUAUUGAUUAUGAAAAAUUUGCUGCUGAAGUCAGUCUUUUAAAACGUGAUAUACAGAAUCCUACCUCUAAAUUCAUAAGAAAAGAAAUUACACAAUGGAAUUUUGAUCAAGAAAGAUAUGAUGAAGAUAUUGAAAAGAAAAAAGAAGAAACAAGUAAAAAAGCAAAUAGAAUUAUCAAACAUCCAAACUUUCAAAAUUUCAGUGCUGUUCAAGCCCAAAAUUAUUUAGCUCCAAAAGAACGUGGUUCUGUUGUUAUUAGACCAUCAUCCAAAGGUAACGAUCAUAUUGCUGUUACAUGGAAAGUUGAUAAUAAUUUAUUCCAACAUGUUGAUGUUGUAGAACAUGAUAAAGAAUCAGAUUUCUCACUGGGUAGAAGAUUAGUUAUUGGUAAUACAGAAUUUUCCGAUCUUGAUGAAAUUAUUGAAACAUAUGUUGGUGAAAUUGUUAAGAAAGUUAAUGAAAUGACAAAUCAUGAUAAAUUCCGUAAAGGUACAAAAGAUGAAGUUACACAAUGGUUAGAUAACUAUGCUAAAGCUAAUCCAAAGAGAGCAUCAUAUGCAUUUGCUUUAGAUCAUAAAAGACCUGGUUGGUUCUUACUGCUAUUUAAAACAAGUGCAAACAGUAAGAUGUACAUAUGGAAUGUCAAAGCUAUUCCAAAUGGUUUUGAAUUACACGGAUAUCCUUAUCCAGAUAUGACAUUAUUAUGUAAUGGUUUUAAAACUUUGAUCAAGAGUAAAUUAACUCAAAAACAAACUGCUCCACAAAGAGGCGGUUAUACACAAAAUUAUACACCAGGUGGUUACGGUGGUUACAAUAACUAUGGAGGUCAACAAUCUUAUGGUCAACCAUCUUAUGGAGCACCAGGGUAUUAG
Hansenula ciferrii is the source of this 4284-nucleotide messenger RNA. It is a transcript of the gene SPT6, whose product is annotated as chromatin-remodeling histone chaperone SPT6. Gene Ontology annotation, cellular component: transcription elongation factor complex. Gene Ontology annotation, molecular function: DNA binding; nucleosome binding; histone binding. The record is from RefSeq and is a predicted model, not a curated record. The transcript has a single exon. The coding region runs from base 1 to 4284 and encodes 1427 amino acids. Gene Ontology annotation, biological process: transcription elongation-coupled chromatin remodeling; nucleosome organization; transcription elongation by RNA polymerase II. NCBI's taxonomy places the organism in Eukaryota, Fungi, Ascomycota, Saccharomycetes, Phaffomycetales, Wickerhamomycetaceae.